UUGCUCUGUGUCUGGUAAACAGAAAUGGCUGUUUACCGAUUGUUGACAUCUGAGAAUUUGUCAAAUGACAGAAAUAAGGAAUUGAGUUAGACUCUUAAAUAGACGUUAAGAAGGUUAAGUGUUAUAUUAUCGUAAUUUAACCACCGUUUAUGGGUUGAGGCUUCGAAUUUACCAAUAUAUGCAUUGCAUAGGCUAAUAUGAAAUUGAUAAUGGAAGGGGCACAAGAACUUCAUUUUUCAUGGAAUGAGCAUAAGGACUUUCUAACUAAGACAUUGAAGCAACAAAGAGACUAUGAACAAUACUGCGAUAUUUCAUUGGUGAGCAACGAUGGGUUUGUUGUGCGAGCGCAUCAGGCGGUGCUUGCUGCUGCGUCAGGCUGGUUCUUACAAGUUCUUGGCCAACAUUCUCACUCUCAUCCGACUGUUGUGUUGGACUCAGCGCCUUUGGUUCUUCUCAAGGCAAUCAUCAACUACUGUUAUUUUGGUUCCAUACAAAUUGAAAAAUCCUUGCUGUGCGAGGUGCUUGAAUUAGCUGACUGCUUGGAUUUGAAAGGCUUAUGCAGAAUCAGGAAAAAUUCUGCCAUUAACAAGUUUCUUGCUACUAAACCAAGCAAGAGCCAAGCAGAGAGCGCCAGCAUCAGCCAGACACAGAGCAAUUGCUCAACUCCCGUGCAGCGCAAAGAUGUCAACCAUCCUAUAUCUUCUUCACAAAGCUCAGCUGUUACUGAGUCCAGUGCAGUCAACUCGUCAUGCUCAUCAAGUUUACUGUUUGAAGAUACUCCAUCAACUGCGCCUCCUGAUGAAAGCUUUUCUUCUAAACUUCCUUCAUCUCUCACUGAUGUACAGAGUCGAUGUAUCACCACCCAUCAAGCACCAUGUUCCAUACAAAGCAGAAGUAGUGACCUCGUACCAAGUCAGAUCUCUCAACCAUUUUUAUCAUGUCCAAGUUUAGUAAAUUCGUCUGCAUCUGCCAGUCUCAUUGACAGUUCUGCCCUUCAUUGUAAUUCGAGUUUUGUAGCCUCGUCAACUGCUUGCUUUAACCAGCCAACCCUGCCGUUGUACAACAGCCGUCCUCCGCUCAUGGUGAUGCAUCAACAAGCUCAACAUCAGCAGUUUGCUCCUCAACAUCAACAUCAGUCCUCGCUGCAACUUUACAAUCCAGUCGCACCUCUCAACUCGUGUCACCCAAAGCAAAGUUUUGAAGCUCGAAUGUUAGGCAGUACCUUGGACUACCAGCAUCCACUAGACGACUUCAGGGCCCAGAGCUUGAGCAACAAAACUGGUAUAAAAGCAAGCACUGGUCUUCAUCAGAAGCUUUGCUACCACCAGCAGCCUGGCCUUGACUCUCUUCCUUUGCAACAAAAUCUUACUAAUCCUCAUCAAAACUCUCAACUUUGUCUUCAGCUGCAAAGUGAUCAAUUGGACCCUCAACCAGAGCGCCAUCACUACCCGUAUAGUCAGACUGCAUCUCAAAUUCCCUUCUCAAGUGCUUUACUCGGCAGCACGUGUAACCCACAUGACAAUAUCUCUCAGAGUAACCAGCUACUUGCACUGCAACAUCAACCACAACAGCAUUUAGGUGGAGCCUCCUACAACAUAUACGGCGGAGAGUGCAGCACUUCACUGGAGCUGCCUGUUCUUGGUGGGAAGCCUCCUGGCAUUCACUUCCUGCGCAAUGGUGGCUGUGGUUCCAUGGGCUACCAGACCACGGGAAUUGAUCUCAGUCUCACCAAGUCUGAGCCUUCGUCUCCUAGAGAUUACACGGCGUCAGGAGCUGCCGCCAACAGCCUCUCGUGUGGCGGUGCCAAAAGGAAAAGAGAUGAGGUAUGCAGCAAUGGAGGCGGUGAAACAGAAGAAGAAGAAGGGGACGAGGAGGAAGAGGUGGGGUGCGUGGAGCUGGUGGAAGCAGACUCACCUGACGAUGAAGUGCAGUGUUCCAUGAGCAAGAAGUUCAGAGCGCCGACCUCUGAGGCGUCGACCAGCAGCAGCACCACAACGUCUACUGAGACUGUCUCAGAAACUGCUAUGCCAGCUCUGCCCGCCCUCAACGUGGCAGGUCG
Hyalella azteca is the source of this 2059-nucleotide messenger RNA. RefSeq lists its product as uncharacterized. The record is from RefSeq and is a predicted model, not a curated record. The transcript is spliced from 4 exons. NCBI's taxonomy places the organism in Eukaryota, Metazoa, Arthropoda, Malacostraca, Amphipoda, Hyalellidae. Gene Ontology annotation, molecular function: protein binding. The annotation marks the transcript as partial.